Molecule: messenger RNA, 384 nt
Organism: Symsagittifera roscoffensis
Lineage: Eukaryota; Metazoa; Xenacoelomorpha; Acoela; Convolutidae
Product: mitochondrial import inner membrane translocase subunit Tim16-like
Exons: 1
Coding region: 1-384 (127 amino acids)
Biological process (GO): protein import into mitochondrial matrix
Cellular component (GO): TIM23 mitochondrial import inner membrane translocase complex
Source: RefSeq, a predicted model, not a curated record
AUGUGGCAUCGAGUACUAGCCGAAUUGAUCACAGCGUCUACACUGGCAAUAGGGAGAGCGAUUGGGAAGGCGUUCAGGGAGGAGUACACAGAAACUGCUCAGGCCUGGAAGAGUAUCCAGCACCAAAGCAGAAGAGAAGCGGCCGAAGACGCAGAGACGAAAAGUGUGAGUGCCAGAACCGGAAUCACAAUUGCAGAGGCGGCUCAGAUUCUGAAUUUGAAGGAACCAUACACAUUUGAAAGCAUAGAGAACAAUUUUCGUUAUCUUUUCGAGGUCAAUUCCAAAGAGCAAGGAGCAUCCAAGUAUAUUCAAGCGAAAGUUACUAAUGCGAAAGAAAGAUUAAUAGAGGAGUUGCAAUCAAAGAAGGAUAAAACUGACUCUUAG